CCCGCUGAAAGAAGCGGCGUGCGCUUUGUCGGUGAACUUUCUUGUCAAUUCACGAACUUUCGUGUUUAGUUUGAGUAAUUUCCAGGAUGUAUCCUUAGAUUAGUAAGGUUUGAUUAUUUUUAAAUCGGGCAGUGCGUGAGUUUUGAAAAACUCGAAGCUAGUUAGUCUCCAAUGACUCAUUUGUUGACACUGAUAUGUUGUGAACUUCUAGGUUAGGUGUGAUCAAUCGCCUCGCGACUUUCAACAUGACGAAAAUACUUAUUUUAAUUUUAUUUUACAUUUGUUUGGCCUAUGGGUCGAAAUUGAACGUCCCUAGGGUCUUACUACCCCUCUUCAAAGAUGUCACCAGUAAUUUUACUCUGGAAGUCAAGGACAAUGGUUGUUACAAAUGGAGCAUUUCCAGGAAGGAUGUCAUCCAGUUAAAUCUGAUCAACCCGGACCGAAAAGAAGAAUGCUCUUCUCAAGCCCAGAUAUCAACAAUAUCAAAAGAAUUUACCCGCAACACUGUUAUGGUGUUGCUAGAAGAUGUUGUUAGUGGCCAAAUCCUACGAUGUGAUGUCAUAGUCGAUGUAAUAUAUGCCCUCAAUAUCACUACAACCACUCGAGAACUUUUCAUUGAAGAGGCGCCAGAAAAAUUUGAGGUCCGAGCAUUUGAUGAACAAGGGAACCAGUUUACCACUCUAGAUGGCAUCCAGUUUAAGUGGACGAUCAGUAGCAACAGCUGGCACUCAGACUACAGGACAGACAACAGCGUUCUACGCUUCAUCUCUUUCAGAGACUCUCCAUAUGAAGUUCCUCUUGCUAUUAAAAGUCUUGAUGAUGCUGGUCUACAAGGUCAUACUGUUCUGUUAGAAGGCAGAAAAACUGGUUCUGCCAAGGUUUCAGUGGAACUUCCUCAAGCCGAGUAUGAGAAGGUCGCCCCGGCUGAUGUCCAGUUAGUUGUCGUUGCGAAUCUGUUAUUGGAACCAGCAGAUGCCUACAUGAUGAAAGGGGACACUCUUCGAUUCAAACUCCUGCAGGUGCAACAUGGAAAACUCAUCGAAAUUCCUUUGGCCUCCAGUCAGUAUUAUUUUGACUCGGAGGAUCUAGAGAUUGCUAAAGUAUUGAACAACAAUGGCCUUGUGUCUGCUGAAAAACUUGGACGCACAAAAUUAACGCUUUUCGAUCGCAAUGUGGAUGAGAGAGACAGUGUUAGGCUGCCACAAGCUCACAUCACCGUUGCAGAUCCUGCUCGCAUAGCUCUUAAUUUGCUGCCGUAUAAAAAUUGGAAUGUCCUCAUGAACGAACCAACUUCAAUUGUUGUGGAAAUCUUUACAGCAGAAGGGCAUAAGUUCUCAAUCGGCGAUGGCGUGAGAGUGAUAUCCUCUAUUCCGAGAGAUUUCUAUCAAGUGAAAGAUGAAGCAUACAACGGAACAUACCACUUCGGCACUGCUGUCAAGCCUGGUGUUGCCCAGAUUCAAGCCAAGCUAGAGUCCAUAACCACGCCUGAUGAUGACACCAUUCCAUUCAAGAAACCUUUGACUGCUCAGGCGGAGAUGUUUAUAUACUCCAAGAUUCAAGUUGUUCCUUCGGAGACUGUGCUUGCUUGGGAUCCUAUCAUCAAACCGAAGUAUGACAUCAAAUUGGAGGCAACUGGUGGCGAUGGUAAUUUCGAGUGGAGCGUAGCGAAUACCACUGUUGCUGCGGCCAAAAGCUCAGGCUCUAUCAAAGUUCUCUCUUUAGGAUCAACUUCAGUUUUUGCCAGUAUGAAAAAAAAUAUCCACAACUACGGUAUCGGAGAAAUUCAUGUUUUACUUCCUUCCCGUUUAGAAAUAGUUCAGUACGUUUUAGAAGAAGAAAUCAAUCGGCCAAUUUUCAUCCAUGUAGCUUUAUUUGGGGACAGAGUUGUCAAUAAUAUUCUUAAGCGUGUCCGUAUAACCAACUGUCAUUUGAUAAACUUUAACAUCACCUCAUCAGAUCCCUCUUUUGUGUUACAUCCCCAGCAGGAGACUACUCCAGCAAAGGGUGCCUGUGCUACUGUGGCUGUAGUGAGUUCCACUGUCGGGACAGCAAAAAUCACUGUUUCUUACUCUGUGGAUGGUGAUUCUUUUGAAGACACCGUCACUGUUGGAGCAUAUGCUCCGCUAGAAGUUGUUCAUCCAGUUAAGGAAACAGUCUUGGCCCUAGCCUCAUCCAGACAUAUUGUUUUCCGUAAGGGUCCAAAACCAUGGUCAGAAAAUGGAGGUAGCUAUAAGAGGCAGAUAGCGGUAUCCAGCGACAGCGUACAAGUUAGUGAAGUAACAACUUUUGGUAAAAGUGAGCCUAAUGAACUCUAUGUCUACACAGUUGAAUGCUUAAAAAUAGGAGAAUCAAUAGUCUCUUUAUCUAUUUCUAAUAACCCAAAUUAUGUGCGUUGUAAAGCAACAGAAGCAAUAGCUCAAGUGAAGGUUAUUUGUGCAAAACCACGGUACAUUGUUUUAAAACCUGACGUCUCAAAUUUUGGAGAGAAGUGUCCUAUGAAUCCUCAUAGUGACUGGAUUGUAGCUCACUGUUACCAAAAUAUAGAAGUAGCUGUCACAAUCAAAGAUGCCGAUGGUAGAGUUUUUGACAAUGCCACCAGUCUAGAUACCAAUUGGAAUGUAGCGUCAACUGAACUUGGAAGUGUAGCUGCCCCAGGAAUGAUUCCUCUAAAAUAUCGAGCAGAAAACAAUUAUCUUAUCCCUGAAAGUCAUUUCCAAGUUAUAAUUCCAAAAAAUAUUACAGGCUCCAUGAAAGUUACUGCAUCUUUAAGAGGCUACCGAAGUCAAAUGCUGAAAGCCAUUGGUGUCUCCGCUGAAUACCCUGUUUUUGGGGUGAAAAAUGAAGACGGAUAUGAAGUGACUCCGGAGAUCAAGUCUAGCAUUGUAUUUCUCCUUGUUGACGAUACAAAAAUUUUACCAAAUCAAACAUCGAUUCUCAAUCAUCCGGAGGAUAGAAUCAGUUUGAAAGUUGUUGAAGGUUCUGGUUUCUACAGUUUAACUGUUUCAGGUGAAAGUUUUGCGGACGUAAAAUACGAUGAAAGUUCUCGCUCAAUUGAGGUGACACCUCUUCAGUCAGGAGCUAUCAGAAUUGUUUUAAAUGAUUUGUGUCUGAAAGGAAAACCAGCCAAAGCUCAAAUCAAUAUAGUGAGGAUUGGUAUGAUUCAGGUAGACAUGAUCGACAAAAUCGAAAAAGGACAUUCUACUGUGGCCAAAGUUAAAGUUUUGGAUGUGAAUGAUAACCCAUUAACGGUUUUGAGACCAGAUAUUUUAGGUUUAUCUGCUCAUGUAGACCAGAAUAUCAUAUCCGUGGAAAAGGAUUUUGUGGAUGAGCCUCAGAAACGAAGAGGCAAGGAUGGCAUCAGUUUUGUCGUGUCUGGUAAUGAAUUGGGCUCUACAAAUUUGAUCUUCAGCUCUGGCGAUGGUGAAAGGAAGGUUCGCAGUCAGCAAGUGUCAGUUCAUGUCUUCCCUCCAUUGCAACUUCUGCCGAGAGAUUUGACUAUCACUCCAGGGGCACGGUUCCAGCUCAGCUCAAUAGGUGGCCCACAACCUGAUUGUAUUAUGGAAUUUGUUUCAAAUAAUAGCACAGUUGGAAAAGUAAAUGAUGCAGGCCUAGUUGAGGGUUUGAAGAUUGGAGACAUAACUGUUCAAGGACAAGCAGUUGGAUUCAACAAAAUUUCUGGCAAUCGCAUUGUGUACUCAAAAAGUUAUGCUGUAGUUCACAUAGUGCCUCUCGAAGGCAUAAAAAUUCAUUCUCCCAUCGUCCGAAUGAAAGUUGGAGCUAAAGUCCCUGUUUGGGUUGGUGGUAUUCCAGAUGUCAUAAGUCCACUAAUCCUCGGAAGUAUUAAACCCUCACUAUCUUUUAAGUGGUAUGUUGUCUCACCAGAUUUCGUUGAAAUCAAGGAUGUGCUUCAUGAGUCAGGCAUAGAAGUCAGAAAUGAAGAUCGCCUGUCAGUUCGAAUCCGUGCGCUGAAAGCAGGCAAAGUUUCAUUGUACGUCAAUGUAACACUGCCUCCUGGCAUACAUGCCCAAGGCUUGACUCACUUAUCAGACCACAUCGAGCUUGAAAUAUUUGAGGAACUAAAACUUACUUUCCCUGUUCAACCGAGUGGAUGUAUGUCAAGCAAUCUGCUUUUCGCUCCAAAUACUGUAACAAAAAUCCGAACCAAUAAAGAUGGGGACUAUCCUGUCUCUUACAGUGUUCUUGGUGAUCCAUCGACAAGCCCUAUCCCUCACAGCUCAACGGUUAGCGCUUCUUCUGUUCUCAGUGUCAACAAGGAUGGUUCAGUGACAACUGGAAAUGUGUUCGGCCGCUCCAUUGUGGUUGCUCACUCAACUGAAAGUUCAGGACUAGAACAAUCGGUAGCAUUUAAUAUUGAAGUUAAGCCUGUACAUUAUUUGAUGUUGAAUGUACGAUCUAAAUUAGUUGUCGGAGAAGAUGAAACCAUCUAUCAACUUCCGCGCGGAAUAAACUUAGAAUUUUUUGUCUCAUAUCAUGAUAAAGACGGCACUGAGUUCACUUCGGUGAGCUCAAUUUUGAAGAACCAGGUUAAUCGCUUUGAUUUGACCCAGUUUGGAAGAGGCAGCUCGAAUAAUUCAUUGAAAGUCGACUUGAUUGAAGCUGGAGAAACAGUUUUAAAAGUUUGGGAUGAAGCAACUCCUUACAAGUCAGGAGAUUUUGUCAAGUUAUCCGUCGACUACAUCUUGUUCCCAACUAAAAGCACAGUAACCGUUGGAGAAAUUAUUUGUUUCUCUAUGCCAAUGCUUCAAAAAAGUGGACAGUUUGGAUCUUGGAGCUCUGCUGACCCAGAAAUACUGUCUGUCACCAACAACGGUCUUGGUAGAGUAAAAAAUAAACACGGCACUGUAGUUGUAUCCUAUCAGUGUCCACCAUCUCUUGUUGCCACAACUGUAAUUGAGGUUCUUCCGUUACACACUUUGGCCUUUAUACCAGUGCUUAACAGAAACAUAAGCAAUGCAAGAUUAGAAAAACCAUUCACAGCGCCUUUAUUGCUUCUUAGUGAAAAGGAUUCAUAUGUCAAAAGUAGCAACCUAAUAGCCAAAGAUGAAGAUAAAUGUCAUACAUUCAACUACACUAGUGCGCAUUAUCCUUUCCAGUGCUUUGUGAAACUUGUAGAUCCUAACAUACCAGUUGAUAUCCGUGACAUCUUUAAUGUGUAUCCACAUUUCGAUUUUCAAACAGGCCUCUACUCUUGUUUAUUUGAACCUGUCAAAUUCCCAGCAACGAACAUAACACAUCUGCUGGCUAAUCUAUCUGUCUGGGCGGUGUCUGGUAAUAUUGAGUCAGACCCAAUAAUUUACUCCUUUUACUCUGCUAUUACAGUAGAAACAUCGUCUAUGACACUGACUGAAAAGAACUUCAAAGACACUUUCGCUAUCUCUGGUUUACCACAAGUUUUGAGCCAAGUCUCUAUCAUUGGUUAUGAAGAACUGUAUCUAACUAUUACAAAACGUGACAUUAAUCCAGAGGAAAAGUCUGUUAUUGUCUUGGAUAUUCAGCUGAAUGAAGUGUACUGGCGUGCUAAUAGAAAUAAAGACCUGGACACUAGCUUCAGUAUUGAUUCUCCAGUCACUGGUCAGCUGAUCAAAAUUCCGAUUUUCAUUAGACUGUCAAAUCAGCAGCACUACGCAGCUCCGUGCAUGAUUUCUUAUCCGUUUGCGGAGCCUAAUUACUUUUGGUCAGACGUGAAGUCCCUUUUCCCCAUUAUCCUCUCCAUAGUAUUUUGUUCAUUGGUUUCAUUCUAUAGCUUUUGCAAGUCAAAGGGGUACUCCAUCGGCUUAUUUGCUGAACCUGGGGGAGCUCCUCCAAAGUUCACAGAAACAAAAGCGCCUCCUGCCCAACCACGAAGGUCUCAAUCACCAGGGCGGAGAUUGUACGUCCAUCGUACGCCUUUUGAAUCAACUCCAAUUUAUGGAAGUCCAAAAUUAACACCUUCAUCCAGGAGCACAUCUACUUUUUCUGGGAGUCCUUUCUUCGUUAAUGAAUCGACGUAGCAUUUGACAGUAUUAAACAAUUAACAAAGUUUGGUUGUGAUCACAUAUUUUGAGAACAAAACGUCAACUGUUCUAAAACUCAUACCCAGCAUUCACUGUGAUAUUUAGGUUUCAAGUUAUUUUAUCCAGUUUGAGUGAUUAAAUUAGUACUCUCUCUUUACUUCUAGGUAUGUAAUUUUUCUUGACUAAUUUAUUUUUCCUCAAGUCUCCUUUUCAAUGUGAAACUUUUAACUUGAUGCGAUAAUUUCUUUUAUAACUAAGAAUAUUAAUAGUAGACCAUACGUUUGUUUUGGAUUUUUAGACUACAAAAUAAGCUAAGAAAAUGUACGCCCUAAAGUUUCUUGGACUUCAUUUACCUCAUCCUUGAAUGUCUCACUUUAAUUUUGCUCAGCUCUUAAAUUUAUUUAUAUUGAAUCCUAUUUCUCAUCUAUUGUUUUGCUUCAUUCAUUUAUUUUUAAGGCUUUAUAGAAUGCUUAAUUUGUAUUUUCUCUUAUGAUCUUUCUUUAUUUUAUUUCUUAUGGAAAUAAUGCAGGUUUUUUAAGUCAUCAGUUACCUCUAACAGAAUUUGUAAUUUACUCUGUUCAUGGCAAUGUAAAGCUUGGCUAAAGUUGCAUCAAGAGAAUCAGUGCACAGAAAUUCUUUUGAGGGACUAUGCUAGUGUGCCCUAAACUUGAGCUCAAACUGUGGUGGUUGCCUCAAAUUUUGACAGUAUAAUCGUCUGCUUUCUGUCAUGAAGCAUAUUCUCUGUUGCAUUGCUCAAAAUCUUUCUCCAAUUUAGCUCAUGUAAAAGUCAUAAAAAAUUCUCAUCUCAACGAAAAUUCAAACAACCUUGAUGAACUAACUUUCUCAACAUAGCUGCCAUGUUCAGUCCAUUCAUAAUUUACUUUGUUUCCAUCAGAACAUUUUUUUUUUUUUUUUUCAGAACAUUUUUGUUAAAUUGUUUAUUGUUUUCUUCUUUUUUUCUCCAUUUAGUUUUUAGGCCUUUACUUAAUUUUUCUUGUAGAAUUAGAUGCAGUUACAGCAUCAUUUUAUGGAUGCCUCUGUGCUGUUUAGGAAUAUUGACUUCAUGUUUAAGCUCAGGGACUAGAAUCUUUUGAAUUUCACAAUAGGCCAUCAGACGUUUAUUUUAACAGACUAGAAAAUCCUAUUCAAACGGUUUCCAAUAUUUUAAUCCUUUCAUUUCACAGCUGUAAGUUCCUUAAAUAUUUCCAGAAAUUUGUCUGGACCAUUUAAUUGUAAAAUAGGAAGCCAAAAUGAUCCAUCUGUUUUUACUUCUUUUUGUAAGGCACAAAUGAUUAACGAUCAGAGAAGAAGCCUCAUUUAUUUGCAUUUUCAAAGUCAAUGUGUGUCAGUUCAUUCUUUUUAGUGUCUCCCUCAUGGACAAUCCAUUGAAUUCGACAAGGAACGAAUCCUUGUCAAAGCCAACCAUCAGAACUGAAUCAGUCCGGCCUGACAUUUGAUUUUAGACCAAGUGAACCUGCCAAUUUAUUUUUACAAUGGAUUAGGCUACAUUGUCCUAGCUCCCCGAGGGGCCGAUGCUGACAUUAAUGUUCACAAAAAUGUUAACUCUCUUGUUGAAUGAGAAAGUUUACGUUUCUUUAUCCAUUCUAUUUUUUUCCCCUUCUUUGCUCCUUCGGGUUGGACCAUCAGCAAAAAUGUAAAUUCAAGCCUGUAGGAUGAAAAUAAAAUUUCUGAGAGCAAAAUUAAUGGCAUUUACAUCGUGCUAUCAGGGUCAACUUGGUCUUUGAUGAUAAAUGAGUCUGUGUCUAGUUGCAAGUCAUUAUAAACAUUUUCUAGAACUGUUUUUUGUGGAUAAGUCAGAAACUACCUAGUGUGCAUCAAUUUGUGUUUUUGUUUAUUUUCAUGCUUGCACAUUAUGCAAAGAACAGGCUGAAAAAGGGUUUUGAAGUUAUUUCAUAGUAUUUUUAAUUUACCUAUGUAUAAAAUAUCUUUGUACUCCCAAGUACUAUUUUACUAAAUUUGUGUUCUGAAAUGGUGUUGUUAAGCCACUUAGUUUUUCUGCGGAACACAUCGUUUCACCUUUUUAAAAUGCCAUUCAAGUGUUAAUCAUUAGUCGUUCGCCAAAUGUAGAAUGCAUCAAGUUACUAUGAUUCAUGUGUAAAUGCAAGUCUCAGUGUUUUAGUUUUUCUCAAACUUUGUGCCUGCAAUUUUAUAAGACAUGUUAUCUUUUAAGAAUACACUUUUGAUGAAAGGUUCUGUAGUGAUAUGAUUAAUGAAAUUAAUUUGUAAAUGUUUCUCAGAAAAUCAAAAAAAUUUAAUAUAUAUUUUUGAAUAUUCAUUAGCUAAGAUAAGAUUGCUCAGGACUCCAGAAGGAGUAUUUGCAUUGAUUUGUCCAACGAUAAAUGUAAAUAGUCUUCUGAUCUUGUCAUAUUUUUCUAGUUUUAUUUAAUUAGACUGUAACUAAUUUUAGAUGUAGCACUGCAAUAUUUUUAAGUUUCCAUUUGCACACUAUUCCAAUAGGAAAAUUCAGCUGAAGUGCUGUUUGAGUAACUGAUGACUCUCUGAAAAUAUUUUAGAAAAUGCUUAAACGGACAAAAAAAUCCAAUGACUUGAUAUCUGAGGUUCUUUCUUGAGUUUCUCUCAUUGUAAUUAAAUACCAGGUACGCUUUUCGUUGGAUCCCAAAAUUUGAAAAUCAAAAUGUGAAGAAGAGAAAAUGAAAAAAAAAAAUGAAGGCUCCUUUCCUCUAACUUUUGCCUAAAUGAGGCAAAUUCAUUUUGUCUUACAAUUACUCAUACCGUACUCCUCUUUUUCACUAGUUUUUUAAUUAUUUUCUUUAUGUUUUUGUAGGGCUGAAAUAAUGAGGUAAAGAGUAAACAUGGGAAAUGCUUAGCUUGAGUUAGGGACAGGAAGUAAAAAAGAAGAAAAGAUUGUCCAUGAUUUGGUAAUUUUGUAUUUAAUAUUAGUUAUAGAAAA
Molecule: messenger RNA, 8946 nt
Organism: Bemisia tabaci
Lineage: Eukaryota; Metazoa; Arthropoda; Insecta; Hemiptera; Aleyrodidae
Gene: Gp210
Product: nucleoporin 210
Cellular component (GO): nuclear pore
Source: RefSeq, a predicted model, not a curated record